Molecule: messenger RNA, 837 nt
Organism: Ahaetulla prasina
Lineage: Eukaryota; Metazoa; Chordata; Lepidosauria; Squamata; Colubridae
Gene: LRRC10
Product: leucine rich repeat containing 10
Exons: 1
Coding region: 1-837 (278 amino acids)
Molecular function (GO): protein binding
Source: RefSeq, a predicted model, not a curated record
AUGGGCAACACAUUAAGAGCAAUUAUAGCCUUUCUCCCAUUUGAUGAAUGCCAGAAGUACAUCCUGGGAGACCUUGAAGAGAUGCCAAUUGAUAAAAUGUUGGAUCUGAGUGGCAGGCAAGUGAGACGGUUUCCUGUGUGUGUUUGCUCUUUCAGGGAGCUGGUCAAGCUGUACUUGAGCAACAACAAUCUGAAUCAUCUGCCCCCUGAGUUAGAACAGUUGCAGAACCUUCAGAUCCUGGCACUGGAUUUCAACGAUUUCCACACACUACCCCAAGUGGUGUGCACCUUGAAAGAGCUCUGUAUCCUUUAUCUGGGCAAUAACAAACUGCGAGACCUACCUGCAGAGAUGCAUCAGCUCCAGAGCCUCAAGACUUUAUGGAUUGAAUCCAAUUGCCUGUACCACCUGCCCAAUGCGGUGUGUGAGCUGAAGCAACUCAAGACGUUGCAUGCUGGAUCCAAUGCAUUGCGCUCUCUGCCUGGACAGCUACAGUAUCUGAAGGAAUUGCGUACUAUCUGGCUCUCCAGCAACUUACUGGCCGACUUCCCACCAGUGCUUUUGCACAUGCCUUUCCUGGAAGUGAUUGAUGUGGAUUGCAAUGCCAUUCAUGAUUUUCCCAGUCUCAUCCACCUGAAUGGUUUGAAAUUGGUGAUCUAUGACCACAACCCCUGUAGAAAUGCACCCAAGGUGGCUAAGGGGGUGCACAGAGUUGGGAGGUGGUCAGAGGAGAGCCCCGAGCCUAGGAAGCGAUCUGGGAUGGACAAGGACAAAGAAAUAGAAGACAUCAACUCCCUGCUGCCUCUCCCUCCUCCUCUCUCCUGCAAAACGUCCAAUUAA